This is a messenger RNA of Phycomyces blakesleeanus NRRL 1555(-), 1968 nucleotides long. RefSeq lists its product as hypothetical. Gene Ontology annotation, molecular function: ATP binding; ATP-dependent protein folding chaperone. Lineage: Eukaryota; Fungi; Mucoromycota; Mucoromycetes; Mucorales; Phycomycetaceae. The record is from RefSeq and is a predicted model, not a curated record. The transcript is spliced from 6 exons. The coding region runs from base 87 to 1835 and encodes 582 amino acids.
CUUUAUCUCGGACAUAAACUCCAAGCAUAAAUCAAAUUUGAAAUAUAUAAAAGCAAACAGAAAACUAGUUAAAACUCGUAUCUUUCAUGUCUAGUAUCAGUUCAAAGUUUGACCCCGAUAACUUUGCUUAUAUUGUUGGCAUAGAUUUUGGAACCACGUUUAGUGGAUGUUCAUAUGUAUACACCAGUGAUACAGUAGAGGAAAUACAUGAUAUUACUGACUGGCCCAAACAAGGUGGAAAUGUAUAUCCAAAAGUUCCCACUAAGCUGCUUUAUGAGCCAGGAAACAAAGAACCCAUUGCGUGGGGUUAUGAGGCCGUCCGUAAGGCAUCUACUCCAAAGAACAAUUAUUUAUUGGUGGAUAACUUUAAGCUCUUGCUUGAUCCCCAAUAUUCCCAAUUCAGUCAGCUCCCAAAUGGAUUAACCCCUCUGGAAGUUAUUUCUGACUAUAUUCGCAUGUUCAAUAAGUAUAUUCAUAAUGAACUUGAACGUAAUCUUGGUGCUGUGUAUGACCCUUCGCGAAUCAGAUACUGUCUUACCGUGCCAGCAAUGUGGAAUGAUCUUGCCAAAGCUACUAUGCGUGAAGCAGCCAUUAUUGCUGGAAUAGUUGACCGCAUUGACCAUCCUGACAGAUUGCUAUUGACUAGCGAACCUGAGGCCGCGGCUCUUUAUUGUGAAAAAAGGACCAAUCAGUUUCAACUCACUCAUGGCCAGCGUUUCAUGAUUUGCGAUGCUGGAGGCGGCACAGUAGACUUGAUUGUUUUCGAAAUUAAUGAGUCUGACGGAGUAAAGUCCCUUAAAGAAGUUACAAAGGGCUCAGGAAGUUCAUGUGGCUCAACAUUUCUUGAUAAGAAUAUGAAAGAGUAUAUAGAGCGUCGAUUUAAUAACUCCAGAAUUGAUGAACAAGCAAUUGAAUACUUGAUGAAACAGUUUAUCAAUACUAUAAAACCUGGAUGGGAUAACGAUGAAGACGAUUUCUUUAACUUGCCUGCUGGAAUUAACUUGGAAGGCAUGGACCAGGAGGCGGUUGGAAUAGUAGAUGGAAAAUUACGUGUCCCAGUGGAAGACAUGCGUAGAGAAAUAUUCGAACCAGUAGUCUUGAAAGUACUUGAGUUGAUAGCAGGUCAAAUUAAGCAAACUGAAGUCAGCUUGAGCGCGAUAUUCCUAGUUGGUGGAUUUGGACAGUCCAGAUAUCUUCAUAAGCGCAUACAAGGAAAUUUCCAGAAGAAGGCAAGCUCAAUUGCUGUUCCUUCUCGUGGGGAGCUUGCAGUUGUCAGAGGAGCUGUUAUGUUCGGACUGAACCCGCGUGCUGUGACACAUAGAACGUCACGACGUACAUAUGGCUUGAAAACGUAUAAACCAUUUGAUCCGACUGUUGAUCCGGAUAACAAAAAGGUCUUGCUCCCUGAUGGAAGGACAUUCUGCCGUGAUGGAUUCUGUGUAUAUGUUAACAAAGGAGAUAUUAUCGCUUCAGAUGCUUGCAUCUCCCAUACUUUCCAGGUGUUUUAUCCAAAUGAUACAGAGUCAGACUUGUAUGCAUACGACGGAGAUGAUGCAGCUCCAAGAUACGUGACUCAUCCUGGUGUCCGCAAAGUGGCGCUAUUUCCCAUAAAAAUUCCACAGUUUGAUGGGGUUGAGUAUGGCGAAAAGGUCAACAUCAAAAUCAAUAUGUACUUUGGUCAGACAGAAAUACAUAUUGAAACGGUCAUAAAAGACCGAGUCUUCAUGGGCACCUCUGCAUUCGAAGCACAUGAAGUACAGAAGUUUCAGGCAGCACCUAUAACCCAAUUCCAUGAUGAGGAUUAUCCACCUCCCCCAGCAUAUGAUUAUCUUUGAGCUGGCUGGUAUGAUCAAAGGGAAAAGAACUAGCUAACGGACUUGAAACUAUAAAAAAUAUAUUAUUCUUAAUUUCUAAGCCCUAAACAUUCUACAUAAAAUAAACAACUAUGAAUAUUUUUAUCAAUUGAGC